UGAGGUUCCUCAUUUCUGAAAUAACCCUGUAGGAGGUUUUAUAGUCUUUCAUUAUAAAAGCAGCCCUCAGCGGCUAAUCGAGGCUUCCAGCCUUUUCAGAUGUAUCUCACUGGAGCCCUGUGCAGCCAAUAAAUCGGACCUUCCUCGUUGAACCCGUGUCUGUCUGGGAAAAAUCCUGCAGCAGCACGGGGUUGGACUAGAUGACCCCUGGGUCCCUUUCGGCUCGACGCUUCAACUCCCUUUGGGAGCCAAUCCCAAGGGCCGCCUGUCAGUCCUUUUGAGGAGAUAACGAUCCAUUUGCCGGAGCCGCAGAAACAUCGAUUGGUUCAAAAAUCUGGACGCAGUCGGGAGAAACGGAUCCUUGUGUCCCCCCCCACGUGCGUCCGGCUCGCGAAUUUUAUCUCCGCUUGUGGGUUUUUGCUGAAAGGGAAGUGUUGGGGGAGCUGAGGAGCGACCUCCGAGUAAGGAAAAGUCGCAGCGUUUGGGACUUCUGAGUUUGGAGAAAAAGGCGAGCAAAAGGGGACGUGAGAAGAGGUUUCUCAUGUCCUCUCUGACCCAGAGUGAUCAAGCGUCGCAAAGACACUAGAUCCCCAAAUAUGGAGGACAAGGAUGAGGAUCGGAGCAGCGGAGAAUUCGGCCUACGCCCCUCGGACUCCUGGGGACGGCGUGUCUGCCCGGGCCACUGCCUGGUGUUCAUCCUGCUGGGACUCGUCUGCGUCUUCACCAUUGCAGUCGCCGUGUUCGGCUUAACGGGUCGGAAAUCUGUCGGUGAAUUGAGAGGGAUGGAGGAGACUUUGAAAAGCGUCAACCGCACGGUCUCGGCGGAGAUCACCGCUCUGAAAAAGAAGGAGGCAGAAGAUUUGAAGCAGCUGGUGAAGAUUGAAGAUAUGGUGCAAAACCUGACCGAGGAGGCGAAGGAAGUGAAGACCCAGUUCCAGGAGCAGAUCUCUAAACUGCGGACCAGCGUGCGGACCCAGAAUUGCGAAGUGGAGAGCAUUAAAAGCAACAAAACAGUGGGAAGCCACUGCUGCCUCAAAGGUUGGCUCCCGUUUAGUCGCAGCUGCUACUGGCUCUCCAAAACGGACAAGUCCUGGGACGAAGCCAAGCUGGACUGCGAAGAUAAAGACGCCCACCUGGUCAUCAUCACCAGCUACCUGGAGCAGCAAUUUGUGGCCCAGCUCACAAAGCCCCGGAACACCUGGAUCGGCUUGACCAUGGCUAGCGGCGUCUGGAAGUGGGUGGACGGGACGAGCUACACCAUCCGCAGAAUAGACUGGCGGCUCGGGGAACCGGAUAGCUUUUCUGUCGAAAUGCCCUACCACCCGGCCCACUGCGCCCAUCUCUACCGCGACGGGCUAUGGAGCAACGAGAACUGUAACCGCCGCUACAACUGGGUGUGCGAGAUGAACAGCUGAGUCACCAGACAGAGAGCAGCCAGCAUGGAGACCACAGGGUUUGCCAGGCUGCUCGGCCUCUUCCACAGCAAAUAAACAGAACCAUUUCGCAAAGAAAGGGGGCACCUUGUCAUCAUUGUC
Molecule: messenger RNA, 1535 nt
Organism: Podarcis muralis (Common wall lizard)
Lineage: Eukaryota; Metazoa; Chordata; Lepidosauria; Squamata; Lacertidae
Product: asialoglycoprotein receptor 1-like
Source: RefSeq, a predicted model, not a curated record